Molecule: messenger RNA, 1760 nt
Organism: Xiphias gladius (swordfish)
Lineage: Eukaryota; Metazoa; Chordata; Actinopteri; Istiophoriformes; Xiphiidae
Gene: ap4m1
Product: adaptor related protein complex 4 subunit mu 1
Exons: 16
Coding region: 90-1445 (451 amino acids)
Biological process (GO): Golgi to lysosome transport; protein targeting
Cellular component (GO): clathrin adaptor complex; trans-Golgi network; cytoplasmic vesicle
Source: RefSeq, a predicted model, not a curated record
CUACAUGGCUCACAUGAAUCGGACUGUAUGGAUGGAGAAACCGUCGAGUCAGACUCCAGACUGCGACGAUUUGAUGUUUCUCAUUUAAAAUGAAACAUGCGCGUCUGGGAGUCAGCAGGAUGAUCUCUCAGGUCUUCAUCUUGUCCUCGAAGGGCGACCACCUCAUCUAUAAAGACUUCCGCGGAGAAGCCGGAAGUGACGUCGUCAGUACUUUCUACGAGAAGGUCACAGCGCUGACCGGAGACCAGCCUCCCGUUGUCAUGAGUCACAAAGAUCUUCACUUCGUCCACGUCAGGCAGGGGGGACUGUACUGGGUCGCCACGACCACAGCCGACUCCUCACCCUUCACCGUCAUCGAGUUCCUCAACAGGUUAACAGCUCUGGUUAAAGAUUACUGUGGCAGUCUGUCAGAGAAGUCGGUGCAGAUGAACUUUGCCCUCAUCUAUGAGCUGCUGGACGAGGUUGUGGACUACGGUUACAUCCAGACGACGUCCUCCGACGUCCUGAAGAACUUCAUCCAGACUGAAGCUGUGUCCUCCAGACCAUUCAGCCUGUUUGACCUCAGCAACGUCGGCUUGUUUGGAGCGGAGACGCAGCAGAGUAAAGUGGCUCCUAGCUCUGCAGCCACCAGGCCCAUCCAGUCCAGCAGAGAGCAGGGAGUAAAGAGCGAGAUAUUUGUGGAUGUGAUUGAGAGGAUGUCGGUCGUCAUCGGCUCCAACGGAGUUCUGAUGAAGGCAGACGUCGAGGGAGAGAUCAGAGUGAAGUGCUACAUGCCGAGCUGCUCAGAGAUGCGAAUUGGUCUGAAUGAGGAGUUCAGCAUCGGCAAGUCACAGCUCAGAGGUUACGGGGCUGCCGUUCGCGUCGAUGAGUGCAGCUUCCACCAGGCGGUCCGACUGGACGAGUUCGACAGCCACCGGAUCCUCCGACUCUGUCCGAGCCAGGGAGAGCAAACAGUGAUGCAGUACCAGCUGAGUGACGAUCUGCCCUCGGCUCCUCCUUUCCGUCUCUUCCCUACCAUUGAGAGAGACAACGGAGGGAGGCUGCUGAUGUACAUGAAGCUUCGCUGUGAUCUGCCACCAAGGAGCGCCGCCAUCAACGUCUGUGCCACCAUCCCUGUUCCCAAAGGCUCUGUGAGUUUCUCGCAGGAGCUCAGCAGUCCGGAUCAGACCGCCGAGCUGAAGCCGCAGAGCAGAGCUGUUGUCUGGCAGAUCCCCCGCUUCCCCGGAGGAUCACAACUCUCUGCUCUGUUCAAGCUGGAGGUCCCCGGCCUCAGCUCCGCCUCAAUGUUGGAGGUGGGUCCGGUCGGUCUGAGCUUCGAGCUGCCAAAGAUCACCGCCACGGGGCUGCAGAUCCGCUUCCUCCGCCUGUCGCCCAUCCAGCCCGGCCCGUCGCAGCGCUGGGUCCGAUACGUCACCCACUCUGACUCCUACACCAUCCGGAUUUAACUUUUCCAGUUAUCUCUGCUUACCGCCUUAAAUCGUGAACGUGUGGCAUCAGUUUCGUGAUGAAGCAGCGAGAGAACGAUUUAUUUUAUUGACUGAUGAUACUUACGGGACGAACACUGGGGCUGAGAAGAAUGAAAUAAAAAGAAAUGAUGUACAUUUUUUUUCCAUUCAAAAUAAUUUGUAUGUGUGUGUCAGUAGUUUUAACAUCUCUUGGAUUUUAUUUUUUUAAAAUACUAUUUUCACUCAGUUGCUGUAUUCUGUUUUAAAACUGGCUUUAAUCUCUUGAAGAAAAAGAGAAGAAAUAUAAAAUAUGAA